This is a messenger RNA of Trichoplax adhaerens, 867 nucleotides long. RefSeq lists its product as uncharacterized. NCBI's taxonomy places the organism in Eukaryota, Metazoa, Placozoa, Uniplacotomia, Trichoplacea, Trichoplacidae. The record is from RefSeq and is a predicted model, not a curated record. The transcript has 8 exons. Gene Ontology annotation, biological process: negative regulation of G2/M transition of mitotic cell cycle. The coding region runs from base 1 to 867 and encodes 288 amino acids.
AUGUCCUUCAAUAAAAGCAGUAAAAGCAAAGUCAAGAAUAAACGUAACACUUCUGCAAUAAAAAGUGAAAAAAAUCGAAAUAAUCAGGCAGGAAAUUUUCCACCGAGAAGCAACGAUAAAUAUAAAAGAGCAAUUACCGAUAAUCACCAUCGAUAUAGUGAACCAUCAGAGGAAUUUUAUCAAGACGAGGAUGAUGGUACUAUCAUAACGCAUGAGAAUAUCCGGUCAUCUUUAACAUUGGCUAAUAGCAGUUCUUACCUUCGAUUUGAUGAAUGUGAAAAGGAAUGGGAUAAGAUUAAAGAUAAUCAGUUUUCAUCAGUGAUGAAAAUCAAUUUAUCGGGGUUAGCAAAGUCUUUAGAAACUAUUCCUUUGCACACCUUACUCAAAAUAGAUGAUGCAGAUUUCAUGCCAUAUAUUACAUUAGAGACGCAUCAAUCGACAACUACUUCACAAUCAAAUAUAGUGCCCGUCGAAAAUGUUGAAUCUGAAGAAUUGAAAAAAGAAAAUGAGAAUAGCUCUUUAGGCAGCAAAAAGCGCCGUGAAAAGAUAAAAGAAUCAAGUUUGCAUAUUAAGCUAUCUAAUAUAGACAGCCGCAGUUAUGCAAUAGAGGAUAAUCAGAAGGAAAAUGAAGAAUUAGAUCAAUUAUUAGCAUUGGAUGAACUCGAUUUGCAAGAGCCAGCCGUGAAUGAAAAUGUAAUAUCCGAUGACGUGCCUACUAAUCCUGUAGCUGUUGAACAAAUCCCAAACGUAUCUGCAAAUUCGGAGCCUGAGGAAAUUACGACCGUAGCUUCUAGCGAUAAUGAUCAGGUCUCGAAAAAAGAAAGCGUGGACGAUCUAGAGUCCUGGCUAGACAGCAUCAUUGAUUAG